CUCAUAUUUCUUAUACGUAUGCACUCUCACCACGUCCUCGAUCACUUUUCUUUGGAAGAAGCAAAGAAGCAGCACAUCCUGCAGAUCACUUUUCAUGUAUUCUAUGAGGAUGUUCCUACUGUUCUGCGUCCUCUGCCUGAUGUCUUCUACUGGCUACAGUCAGCUUCCAGGACCUCCUGGUCCUAAAGGUGACCCAGGACAUGUUGGGCCACCUGGGCCAGCUGGGCAACCUGGGCCAGCUGGGCCACCUGGGCCACGUGGGUUUCCUGGAGCGUGGGGACCAGUUGGCUCUGCUAUAUUCUGUGGACGAGGUGUCUCUGGUCAGGAACUUGAGACCUUAAAGAACAGCCUCGCUAAGUUAGAGCUGGUCGUGAACUAUGACUUUGUCCGAAGAGUUGGCCAGAAAUACUUUGUGUCCUACAAGAAGAGGGACUCUUUCUCCAGGGCCGUUGAGUUCUGCUCCCAACGAGGCCUAGAGCUGGCUUUGCCCCAGAACGAGGAGGAGAACAACGUACUUACUCAGGUGUUUGGGGAUGAUAACAAAACAGCCUGGAUCAACGUCAACACUAACAAAGCUGAGGGGAAUUUUGAAGCUGAUAUGAAAAACCAACCUAUGACCUUUACGAAAUGGGGAGAAGGGCAGCCAGACAAAUCCAUCCAGGAUACAGGCUGCACCACGCUGUCAGAAAACGCCUUCUGGAGAGUGACACACGACUGUUCUCUGAAUGCUUUCAUCAUUUGUCAGAUGUAGAAAGUUGUUGUUGCCUUGCAAGUCAUGUUUUAAAUGUUGCUUUAAAAUGUA
This is a messenger RNA of Etheostoma spectabile (orangethroat darter), 802 nucleotides long. RefSeq names its product pulmonary surfactant-associated protein D. Gene Ontology annotation, cellular component: multivesicular body. The record is from RefSeq and is a predicted model, not a curated record. Lineage: Eukaryota; Metazoa; Chordata; Actinopteri; Perciformes; Percidae. Bases 95 to 751 code for a protein of 218 amino acids. The transcript has 5 exons.